Heterobilharzia americana is the source of this 3560-nucleotide messenger RNA. NCBI's taxonomy places the organism in Eukaryota, Metazoa, Platyhelminthes, Trematoda, Strigeidida, Schistosomatidae. The record is from the annotation of a GenBank genome assembly.
CACCCCUCCUUUUCUUCUCCUUCCCCUUUCUCCUCCCUCAUUGUUAUUUUUUCUUUUUUCUUCUCUUUCUCUUCAUUCUCUCUUCAUUCUUUCACCACUACCUUACUAUCCUCUUUCAGGUACCUACACAGACAGGAGUCAUGGCAGUUCUCUAAACUUCCCAGCAACCCGUAGCUCCCUAAUCACUCCACAAAUUACAACUUACUAGCCCACAAAACAUCCACCUCACCGAAGCUAAAAGCAAGAAAGCAGAGGGGAUUUCCUCUUCCACUGCAGGAGUGAACCGAACAACUUGGACCAAGCCCUAAGAAAUAGACGCGAGGGAUCAAAAACUACCAGUUUUCUACGCUCACACUAUUAAUAUUGGGUAUUGGAAGUUUCUGUUCGUUUCAGAAAACCACUCAUGUGAAUUGAGGAAUGACAUCAGUGAUUGUUGAAGAGAAGUCACUGAUUUGUGCCAAGAAAACGCAUGUUUUGAACAAACUAGCAAGGAAAUUUUGAAUAAGUAGCUGAAUGUACCGCAAAAAUGUAAAGGAUUUUGUGAUUACUAAAGCCAAUACCAGGUUUGUCGGAAGAAUUAAAAUCAACAUGUAGCAUUUGCUAACCUGACUUUGGCGUACUCCUGCGUGUGCUUAGGACCUGCUCAGGUUUAUUAGACCGCCGUUCUUUAACUAAAUGCAAGCCAAGAAUCCCAAACGAGUGUGUGUGAAAUUUUAUCCAGGAGGUUAUGAAUUGCGAAUAGCAGGCACAAGUACAGUUCUGUUCUCGUUCGAGCCGAAAGACAUACCUUCGAUUUUAGAGCUAAGUAGGACAAUAAAUACCAAAACAUACCCACAGCAGUUUCACCAUGAAGGCGAAACUUUAAAAGUCAGCUUUGUCAAAGAGAAAAGAAGGCAAUUUGAAUAACACUACCCACUUGCGCCCAAAUAAUACUAACUUAGACUGAUCAAAAACGUCAUGAUUUUGUGAUGGAAAAUAAUUUCCAGAACUCAAUAGUUUGGCGUAAGAAGAGACUCAGGAUUUAUGCUGAAAUACAUAGUUAGUCUGAAGGCUGUAAUGAGCAGCUACUGGUAGGUAUUUGUUUACCUUAUCUGCAGGUACGGCGUUCCUAGAGGAGUCGUCAGAAAGUGAGAGUUUAGGGGGUAGCCUCAAGAAUCUGUAGGGGCUAAAGAGGAAGAGAAAAACCUGAGCCAACUAGUCGUCAAGAAGGGAUAACGCACUUACACUAAAUAAUCUACUACUAAAAAGAGAAACAUUGUAGCGUCACACAAAUCCUAAAGACAAGGAAACUCACCUCAAAUAUUUGGACCUCGCAUUCGAAAGACUUAAAAAACAUGGCAUCACAGCCAACUUACAGAAGUGUGGAAUAGGGGUUGAAUCACCCAGCUUUCUUGGGCAUACCACUGACAGCAAAGGUAUACGCCUACUGAGAGAUAAAGUGGCGGCUAUCACAAACUAUCCAGAGCCGACCACUGUGAAACAUCUCAGCACUUUCAAUGGCCUGGCAGGUUAUUACCGAAGGUUUAUCCCCAACUGUGCCUCUGUCAUAAGACCACUAACAGACCUACUUCGAGGAACUACGAAGUUCGUGGCUCUGGACAACGUGGCUAGGCUUGCUUUUCCUAAAGUCAAGGAAGCCAUUUCGAACGCAAUCAUGCCUAUGCAUCAUGACCCCAAUGCUCCUUUGAGUAUUGCUGUUGAUGCAUCUGAUUCAGCAAUUGGAGCAGUUUUGCAACAAUCGACUGACAACCAGUGGCAACCGUUAGCCCUUUUCUCGAAGCGGCUGCAAGACAUGGAGGCAAGAUACAGUACAUUUGGUAGGGAACUCCUAGCUAUGUACUGUUCUGUACGCCACUUUCGACAUUCUGUGGAAGGUCGUGAUUUCAUUAUUUUCACAGACCACAAACCGUUAACGUUUUCCCUCAGCUCGGCGUCUGACAAAUACUCCCCUCGUGAGUCGCGACAGCUGGAUUACAUUUCCCAGUUCACGUCAGACAUCCGCCACAUUUCUGGAGCAAACAACUCCGCAGCCGACGCACUAUCACGAAUAGCUUCGAUAAAUCAUAUCGAGGGCGUUGAUCUCGUUGAACUAGCUCGGCGUCAAAAGGAAGACCUUGAGCUGCAUCAUGAGUUGUCGUCCACAACUCUCAAACUGCGACUUUGUCCGGUUGGAUCAGACAAGGAUACAAUUUUGUGCGAUGUCUCUGCUAGUCAACCACGCCCAAUAGUUCCGAAGAGUUGUCGACGCAACGUCUUCAAUACGUUGCACAAACUCUCUCAUCCAGGUGUACGAGCCACCAUUAGGCUUAUCGCACAACGUUUCUGCUGGCCUGGGAUGAACAAAGACGUUAAGGAGUGGGCUCAGUCGUGCUUAGCUUGUCAAAAGUGUAAAGUCACGCGACACACGAAAAGCCCUUUAGGCUCUUUUCUAGCCCCAGACAUGCGUUUCGACCACGUCCAUAUAGAUAUUGUAGGACCCCUACCAGAAUCUAAUGGAUGUACCUACCUUUUCACUUGUGUUGAUCGUUUCACACGAUGGCCGGAAGCAGUACCUAUUAAGGAUAUUACUGCCGAAACAGUUGCUCGUGUUUUCGUCGAAAGAUGGAUCGCGAACUUCGGAUGUCCAUCUUACGUCACAACCGACCGUGGGCGCCAAUUUGAGUGUGGAUUAUUUCACGCUCUAACGGCACUUUUAGGUUGCACUCGGUUCCGAACGACAGCCUACCAUCCACAAGCAAAUGGCAUGGUAGAGCGUUUCCAUCGACAGCUGAAAGCUUCCCUUUCAGCUGCAAACAUACCUCAGUGGACCGAGGCUCUGCCUCUAGUCCUACUAGGUAUUCGUAACGCCUUGAAAGUUGAUGCUGGAUGUACCCCCGCAGAACUCGUCUAUGGGACCACUCUUCGCCUACCAGGUGAGUUUGUUUCUCCUUCAACUUUCAAACAUGUUUCCGACAGGGCAUCUUACGUGACUAGGCUUACAAACACAAUGCGUUCAGUUAGGCCUUCUCCGGUUAGACCUCAAACGACCGAUGUCCUCGUUCAGCCCAGUUUACAAAAGACAUCACACGUGUUUGUUCGCCACGACGCUGUUCGUCGACCACUUGAAUCACCCUACGACGGGCCGUUCAAAGUGAUUAAGCGACACGAGAAAUUCCACAUGAUUGAGCGAGACGGACGUGAAGAUACUGUCAGUAUCGACCGUUUGAAACCAGCUUAUUUCGAAGGCAACCCCAUUACAAGUGACGUUUCAGCUCGCUACAGCCGACCGAUGGAUAGCUCAAUUACCGAAAUUCUUGACGAUGUCCCUGGUAAUGUGCAGUUGCAACAACCAUCAGCGCAACAGAAAACACGAUCAGGUCGAACCAUUAGGUUCCCGGAGUAUUUAAAGUCGUAUUCAACUUAGCGGUGUGAAAUAAAAUGUGCCAACCACAUUCUUUUUGCUCACAAAUUUUUUCCGAGGCACUAUUUUUCUUAUUUACCGGCAAUGCACAGCCCUCAUACACUUUGCCUUUUUAUAUCAAUUUUUAUUACAACGUAACGCAACUUUUAAAAAAAGCGGU